This is a messenger RNA of Amorphotheca resinae ATCC 22711, 1089 nucleotides long. RefSeq lists its product as hypothetical. The record is from RefSeq and is a predicted model, not a curated record. The coding region runs from base 114 to 1076 and encodes 320 amino acids. NCBI's taxonomy places the organism in Eukaryota, Fungi, Ascomycota, Leotiomycetes, Helotiales, Amorphothecaceae. The transcript is spliced from 3 exons.
AUUCUCUACAAUACUGCCAACGGCGACGGUCGUUUCUUCAAUCGCAUCAAAUUGAUACUCUUCUCUGGACCAUAACCAACUACCGACAACUUCAUACAAUCUCAUAUCUCGCAAUGCCUGGCAUCAGACAGAUCUUCGGGGUGGUGGCAGUGGUAUUUGCUAUUACCGGCUCUGCUCUUCCAGCACAGCCAAAGCUAAGCAGUCGGGCACUGAGGGCCUACGAUAUCUCAGCCAGGCAGCUUGCAAGUACAGGACUCCCAGCGGGCUUGACGGACAUCGAUAUUCUACAAUUCGCCUUAACGUUGGAAAAUCUCGAGACUGCCUUUUACCAACAAGGCUUCGCGCAAUUUCCAGACUCGGAUUUUCUAGCCCUGGGGCUUACACAAGCACAACUCACUGAUCUGAAGUCCAUUGGUUCAACAGAACAAGUUCAUGUCACUACUCUGUUGAGCGCCAUCGCUGGGGCCGGCACUCAGCCUGUUGCACCCUGCCAGUAUAACUUCGGAUUUACAACCGCGAAAGCCAUGGUAGCCACGGCCUCCAUAUUGGAAAACAUCGGGGUCUCUGCGUAUCUCGGAGCGGCGCCCAUGAUCACUACACCUAGCAUCUUGACCACAGCAGCCGAAAUCGUAACGGUGGAAGCGCGCCACCAAACCUUCGUCCGCACCGCAUCGCAAGUCGCCGCCGUGCCCUCCGCAUUCGACACUCCUCUUGGGAUCCGCUCCGUUUUCACCUUGGCCGCGGGAUUCAUCGCCUCGUGUCCGUCGGGCUCCAAUCUCGCCAUCACUCCCUUCCCCGCGGUCACCACGAUGGCCUCGGGCUCGUCUAAUAAUAUUAUCCAGGCUGGGACCGUACUGCAGCUGCAAACUACUGCGACGGGGGGGACGUUCUGCUCGUUCACGAAUGGCGGCGAACCUGGUGGCGCGGCUUUCGUGCCUUUCGCGAAUGGUGCGUGCGCCGUGCCGCAGAAUCUGGCUGGGCAGGUUUAUGUUCACAUUACGAAUGCAGCGCCGUUGACGGGGUUGCUGACUGAUGCUAUUACGGUUGCUGGACCUAUGGUAAUGGUUGUUUCAUAAGAGUCUGUGGUGG